Lolium perenne is the source of this 4480-nucleotide messenger RNA. RefSeq names its product pentatricopeptide repeat-containing protein At1g03100, mitochondrial. NCBI's taxonomy places the organism in Eukaryota, Viridiplantae, Streptophyta, Magnoliopsida, Poales, Poaceae. Gene Ontology annotation, molecular function: protein binding. The record is from RefSeq and is a predicted model, not a curated record.
AGGCAAAUGCUUCGUGUUGGAAGAAUCUGUACGAGAUCGAAUUCAGCCCGUGCUGUAUUUGCAUUCCUUGCGGGUUCUCAACCUUUUGCUAGUCGCGACACCACGUAUCGCUUGGGCAGUAAGCUUCUUGGGACUAAGUGCACCGGCGAUGAACAUAUAGGAUUCCUGACCCAGAAACCUCGUGUUGGUAGUUGCGGCGCGUGCUUUUCCACUGCUACCGAAACAGUUCUGGUCCAAGCCCGUGACUCGUCUCAGCUAGCGUUGGAGAUAGAGAAUGCGAUCGAUCAGAAGAGGUUUGAUGAUGCGUGGAGGGCAUAUGAGAAGCAUCUUCACAUGGACGGGUUCCCAAGGAAGUCUGUUUUGGGUAAGCUCAUCACUGGCUUCGCGGUCACCUGUGAUGCUCACAGGCUUAACCAGUCAUACAAUGUGGUCCAUCAUGUGUCUCGAGACAAGGUUGAAUUGUUGGAGAGGGAGCCCCUAAUCUACCUAUCUCUUAUUCUAGCACGUUGCACUCUUCCUCAUCUUGCAGUCAAUGUUGUGAGGAAGUUAGUAAAGAUGGAAACAUACCCACCCGUCGCUGCAUGGUCUGCAAUCGUAGCACACAUGUGUCAAACUGCAACCGGUUCAUUUCUUGCUGCCGACAUGGUAAUGGAGAUUGGAUACCUUUUCCAGAAUAAUAGAGUUGAUCCGCGCAAGAAGAGCAAUCGUCCGUUGCUAGCAAUGAAACCCAAUUCAUUUACCUUCAGCAUAGUUCUGACAGCAUCCCUCUUGUUUGGUACCACUAAAAAGGCGGAACAGCUUCUUGAAUUAAUGCUCAGGAUAGGGGUGAAACCGGAAGCCAGCUUGCUGAUUGUCAUGGCCCGUAUAUAUGAAAAGAAUGGACACAAGGAUGAGAUUCAGAAGUUGAAGAGGCAUGUUGAUGAGGCAUGUGGUCUAAGUGAAUCAGAAUUCAGGCAGUACUAUGAUUGCCUGCUCUCCUGUCAUUUAAAAUUUGGGGAUUUGGAUUCUGCUGUGGAUAUGGUGUUGGAUAUGCUUAAAAAGGGUAAAAAUGCUAAACGGUCACUAGAAGCAGCUAAAGCAGUCCUCGAAGCAGUUGAGAAUAACAAAAUUUAUCUUCCUUAUGACAUAGCAGGUACUGAAAAUCCGGGUUCCCCAAAUAAAUCUGUGUCUACUGAUAGCCAAAUGCUGAACUAUGUUUCAUUCUUCAAAGACAAGAGCUUUGCAAAGCUUGAAUUAGAGGCGAGAGAAUUACACAAGCUAUUAUCAGAUAAGCUCCAGGAACAGGUUGGACUAGUUAAAUCUGAACAUGGUAUCCUCCAUCCAACUGAAACAAUGUAUGCGAAACUUGUCAAAGCUUUUCUGGAAGCAGAUAAGAUCAGUGCGUUGGCAUCAUUUAUUGUGAAAGCAAGCAAAGAAGACUAUCCAGUGUCUGUUGAGAGCUCUUUUGUUGUCCAAGUAAUAAGUGCAUGUAUUUCUGUUGGGUUAUUAGAGCAAGCACAUGAUCUUCUUGACGAGAUGAGAUUUUCUGGAAUUAGGGUUGGUUCUUCCAUUUAUUCGUCGCUCCUAAAAGCCUACUGCAAGGAGGGCCAUCAUGAAGAUGAUAUAACUGCACUUCUGAAGGAUGCUGAUCAAGCAGGAAUUCAGUUGGACUCAAGCUGCUAUGAACAUUUGAUACAAUCCAGGGCACAUCGCAAUAACACCACAGGUGCUCUCCAUCUUUUUAAUGAGAUGAAGAACUCAAACAUUCAAAGAUCUGGUCACAGGGAGUUUGAGAUGUUAGUACAAAGCUGUGAUAACAGUGAAGCUGCUUUGACGACUAAGCUAGUAGAAGAAGUCAGAAGUGGCCAUACGGUUAAUCAUGCUAUUCAUGACUGGAAUAAUGUUAUACAUUUCUUCUGUAAGAAGAGAUUAAUGCAUGAUGCUCACAAAGCACUGAGCAAGAUGCGUGUUUUAGGCCACAUGCCAAAUGCACAAACUUUCCAUUCUUUAGUAACUGGUUAUGCUGCUGUUGGUGGAAAAUAUGUGGAGGUGACGGACUUGUGGGGUGAAAUGAAAGUUCUGGCGAACUCCAACUCAAUGAAAUUUGAUCAAGAACUAUUGGACUCUCUGUUGUAUUGCUUUGUGAGAGGUGGUUUCUUUCUUCGAGCAAUGGAAGUUAUAGAAUUGAUGGAAAAAUGCAAGAUGUUUAUAGAUAAAUACAAGUACAAGUCCCUGUGGCUUAAAUAUCACAGAACAUUGUACAAAGGUAAAGCUCCCAAGGUGCAAACAGAAGCUCAAUUGAUAAGGAGAGAAGCAGCAUUACAUUUCAAGAGAUGGAUUGGGUUGACAUGAGAGUGAGAUUCUAUGAGCACUUCUAAAGUUAACCACAGAGCAUCCCCAAUUAUCAACUUGUGCAGGGGAAGAGGAACACUACGGCCAACGGGAGCUGAGACACUUCCGACGGAAUUGGUUAUCUUAGAUCACCUACAAGUAUACAGUUGGUGCUGCACUUUUAUCCCAUUUUUCCAAUAGCGAGCUCCUCUUAAGUGGCUUGGCUUGUAUUGACAUUUUGCUGAAGCUCCCACUGAACAUGUGCGCCAAGUUGUUAAAUGUUAGACAAACAGGCUUUCUGAUUUUUAGAAGGUGGAACAUUGCACUGCGAUGCGAGCUUUAAACUACUAUGUGCGAUGGUGCCCUCAGAAUGUGCUUAUGACUUACUAUUUGGCAUUUCUUUUCUCAGUUUCACUUACUGCAUUUCUAGCGUGCAUAUUUUUCUACUCUAGAUCAUACUAUAGGGUAAGAAUUAUAUAAAGUCAAAUCCUUUUAACUUAUUCUUUUCAUCACUUGUUUUAGCGAUGCUCUUUACCUAUAAGCUUUUCCCUCUUGUUUUCUCUGUCCCCGUUUACUAAUAACUGACAAGUCUAUUUAUAUGUAUUAUGAUAGGAAAUUGGUUGAAAACAUUGAAUUAUACAUACUCAGUUCACAAUAUAAAUAGCUUAGGACAUUGACACGUCUUCAAAGUAACACUUCGGUGGUAAUUUUUCAAAACAUAUGUUGUUUCAUAAAAGUAGUUAUAUAAUAUGGAAUUUAUUUCAUGACAAUUGUAGUAAUAUCAAUUUGAUAUUGUAUAAUAAUUGACACAGAUUCUAUAACUGCUUAUAAAUCAUGCCAUGUUCUCUGAAUCUAGUAAACAAAUCAUGCCAUGUUCUCUGAAUCUACUAAAUGGGGUGUACAGUUUAUCAUCCCCAUCAUUAUUUGUACACCCUGUUCAUUUUGGUGUGUUUGUGAUGACAUUUAAGAAUAAGCCCCCUGCCUAUGCUUUUGCAGGAUGGUGUGAUGAAGAAACUAGAAAGUUUUUCAAGCAUUCUUCAGUCAUUUGUGUUUUUUCACCUUGAUAUGCCAGCAGUAAGCUGAGUAUUUUCAAACAACAGGCAAGUUCUGGCAGUAGGAUUCCUAAGGCAAGUGCGAAUGGACCAAGACAACUUUGGUAUGAUUUGCACUGUAAGAAUGAUGGACCAGCUGCCUAUGAUGUCUUUUUUUUUAGCAUCGCUAGAGAAAGGUAUCCAAGUUCCACGAUCGAUUUAGGAAAGUAUCUCGUUGAAAAGAUGAUGCUCUAUUAAAGCUGGAGCAUAUCUCAUGGAUACUCAGCCCUUCGGCUAAUGUUCCAAAUGAUCAUGUUAGUUUGCGGGUUUCAAAAGAACAAGAUUCUGAAAAUUGACAUGUUCAGGUCUUAGCACUAUUCUUGUGCUAACAAUCUGAUACCGAUGGAAUUGGCCCUCAAAAUUGCAAGCAAGAUUAGAGUUGGCGAACAAUUUACAGUUUAUGUAGUCAUACCAAUGUGUCCUGAAGGAGUCCCUAUCACAGCCUCUAUGCAAGAAAUUCUUUACUUUUAGGCUCAGACAAUGGAGAUGAUGUAUAGAGUAAUUGCACAAGAGCUCAAGGCCAUGAAUAUUGAGAAUGCAAAGCUUCAAGAUUACUUGAACUUCUACUGUCUUGGCAAUCGGGGAGAACCAUCAACAAAUGGUAGUCCUGACUCAGACAAAUCUUCAGAUAGAAGUGCAGUGGUUGUCAGGAUCCUCCAGCUAGUCUGGACAACUACAAGCAGCACUCUACUGGAACCAGCGGCUAGGAUGGAAGAGGACCAGAGGAGAAGCAUCGGACGGCCAGAAGUGUGUAUGGACUGAGUCAAGACAAUCGCUAUCUGUAAUCUCUGUUUUAAUCGUUAAGUCACUCUUAAUUGUACUAAACAAUGCUUAGGCGCCUUUCCUUAUCGUGUGGUCGGAGGAGCUAUUCAGUCUAUCUCACCUCACCUGCAUGCAUUAUCCUCUCACCCAGUGCAGCUGCAUAAACCCUUGCCUGCAAGUUUGUACUUCAUGCAACUGAAGGCUGGAAUGUACAUCACCUCCUGACCUGGCUGCCAUGGCUUGUAAGAAUGCGUGUAAGCAACACCUCAAGUCCUCAACUUGCGAGAGCCUAGCCAGCUCCCUGUUUGGGCCGUUCU